Colletotrichum lupini is the source of this 2277-nucleotide messenger RNA. RefSeq lists its product as uncharacterized. NCBI's taxonomy places the organism in Eukaryota, Fungi, Ascomycota, Sordariomycetes, Glomerellales, Glomerellaceae. Bases 1 to 2277 code for a protein of 758 amino acids. The transcript has 12 exons. The record is from RefSeq and is a predicted model, not a curated record.
AUGUACAUCCUCCCAGGCUGGGUACCUUUACCGCACCAAAGGUAUCCGCACCUCAGCCAAACGUGGAAUGAGACUCUGAUCUCUGCUUCCCUUUUUUUGUGCUCCUUGCUUUUUCCAAAGGCACAUGGCCUUAACGACCCGCGAUCUUCGCAUACAACGUGCCUUCCUUCUGCUUCGCGCAGCAUGAUCCCAUACAUACGAGGCAAGAUGCGCUGCGUGUCUACUGAUGUUUUUCCUAAUCUCAGGCAGCCAUUACCAGCGCCAGCAUCAGCUACGCUUGCGUAUCUGCAUGUUCUAUUGUCUGCGUGUCUAAGUUUGCAGAAAAAGACCAGUCAAGGAUUCAGGACGGGACGUUACUUCGGGACCCCAAGGAGACGCAUCUCGGAUCGACAACCACGGCUUAGAAGGGAACGAAGUCGUGUUAUGCAACAGAGUGAGAAAACCAAACGGCACGACAAAGGCGGGCGGGUCGCAGAGCGGAGGAAAAAGGAAGUGGUCGAGGCGGAGAGAAGAGAACAUCUUGGCCCGCAAGGCGGCUUGCUAGGUUGCCAGAGCGGAAAAAGCAACGUUGUCAGUCUCGGUCAACCCUACAUCAUUCCUCGCGCAUCACGCCCACCGCCAAUCUCACCCUUGGACGUAUGCUUCCUUUUUCCGCUCAUCGAUUUCCUUUUCGCCAGCAGCAUUCUCCCACCACCGCCUCAGACUAGGUAUGCCACCCACAUCUCACCUGCCGACCACUGGGCGAAACCAAAGUCGAUGGGUAUCCAUACCGCUGUGGUCGGAGCCAUUUCUUCAUGCCCAAGUCUUGAGUCUCUUGACCGAUUCUUAUCGGCCCGCACCCCUCAAGAACACAGACAAGACAGCCUGCCAGGACUGAGACAUGCCGACCUUGACUGCCCAUCAAUCAAGCCAUCAGGCCCCAUUUGGAGCACAACCUACCUGCAAAGCUCAGAGUCCAAUGCGACAGCUGAUACAAACGCACCUGUUGCAGCAGCCGCCUGCUCCAGCCUCCAGCAUCGUCUACCCGCUGUGCCCGCUGUGCCCGCUUCGCCGCGCACAACGUACAGCAUGACCUCGAUGCAAGCAUUGGUACAUGCAGCCCGCAGUUUCCAGUCAAUUGGGACGGGAAGGACGGGACACCACAUCGUGGCACGCUUCUGUCCUCUGAGGAUACGGAUACGUUACGCAACAAAGCUUGGGGCUCCGCUCGUGCUCGCGCCGCCUCUCCGACUUGGAAGUCGUCUCGCCUUUACGCGAAGUGAUCACCGUGGGAAAUGCGGUCUUACGAUUCGUCCGGCAAGCGGGCUGCUCCUCGCAAUCAACCCGGCCUUCGGGUUUCUUGGGAGCAACCCCUGCUAUCCUCCCCCACUCAACCCGGGAUCCCAGGAGUACCCGUACCCAGCAACCCAGACGACAGGUCCAGCGCCGCCAGCAAGAGAUGAUACCGCCGGGGGUGAGGAAACUUCCAGAGCGCUGGUCGGCAGGUCUUUUACAUUGUCGUCACCUCCGCGUGCGCGGGGCUUUCCACCCGACCGGACUGCAAGUUGCUGCCCAGCGAUUAACAGUCGAGCCAGGAGAGAAACCGCUGGCUGUUAUUGGGCAAAAGGCAGAUUCGGCCUGCCGACCACGCAGGCUGCACCCAAAACACCCGAGAAUUGCCUCGUUGCCUCUCUCACCGUCUCGCCAACUAUCCGUACUCCGUACACAAUACACCGCACCAUCCCUGAAGUGGUAGAGAAGCUCCAAAGGAUCCACAGAAGUCUUCGAAGCAUCAGCAUGGAGACGAAAUGGUGGCCACCAGGAUCCCUCCCCGGCAAGACCGAAGAUGAUUCUGAAACCGACGACCAGGAGUCAAGGUUCUAUGAUCAGCCUUUCAAGCAGGGACUCAUCCUGACCUGGCUUCAACUAGCGAGCCCCGUUCCUGACGUUGACAGGCUCGGUCAAGGGAGAACUGGGAGCACAUCCCCAGCCAUUCGGCUGCUCCCCUUUGAUGGGUCGCCAAGCGCCGCGUGGCGAAGGGCUAGGAGACUUUCCACUACCCCUGAGAUCCGGUCAUCCGGGUCUAGAGAACAUUGCUGCUUUUCGCUCCAGACCAGCGAGUGCAGUGCCAACUCUAAGGAUGUGUUAUGGCGCACCGGACCCCGGAAAAUUUGUUGUCUACGGAGUAUUGUCUUCACUUACAAGUGGGACAUGAUGCUAUCCGUUGAGAUCACGAUCCUAACCGGGCUGUCGCAUCUCAUAGGACCCCGGGUACAAGACACAAUUGUCCAGUAUUGA